AACCCCACCACUAACGACCAUCAUUGCCAUCUCAUGCAGGACACGCUCGUAAUUCAAUUAUUUAACCACAGCGAAUGUGAUUGCAUUCGAUAAGGGAAAGCGAUUCGCGCGCACGCCAAGAACUCCCCGACCGCACGGUGCACGGUGCAAGGACCGUGCCAGACAGUGGCCAGAACCACCAUGACGCUCGCCACGAAAGGAUUCGCACUGCACCGGAAAGUGCGCCAACGCUUCCAAUCGAAGAUGGUUGACGACGAACGGGAUACCUUCCUGCGUGGUGCGCGGCCCUUCAUCAUACUCGGACAGCUGUUUGGCAUUUUUCCCAUUUACGGCAUCACGGCAAACGAACCGACCCGGCUCCGGCUAAAGUGGUUCUCGGUACGCGUCAUCCUCAAUCUUACCGUCGUGGUGACGGCCCUGGUGCAGGCCUACUAUGAGUACGGACGGCUCAAGAUGAUCGGCAUCAAUGCGAAGAACGUUAGCGGGUUGAUUUUCUAUCUCGACGCCUGUCUGAUUAAUGUGCUGUUCCUCAACUUGGCCACCAAAUGGCGUACGGUGGCGGCCAAAUGGGGCGAGGUGGAUGAAACGUUUAACCGUGCCCCGUACCAGAUGGUUGGCUGUUGGAGUUUGCGGAAGCGAUUGUGCGUUAUUUCGUUUUCCUUGGUUUUCCUAGCCGCCGUGGAGCAUUGUCUGUCGGUGCUUAGUGGGAUACACAAUCAGUACGCUGAGGUACAGUAUUGCAAUUGGACGGUUACGAACUACUUCCGGCACUAUUCGUUGAGACGCUUUGCGAACGUUUAUAUAAACUAUCCAUAUCAUCCUCUGAGCGCGGUGUUCUUCACGUAUGUGUCUUUCGCACUGACCAUGUACUGGAACUAUCAGGACAUCUUUAUCAUUAUGCUAAGCAUCGCUUUGGCGACCCGAUUCCAGCAGAUCAACAACCACCUGAAGAUACUGUCGGACGGCGUUCUGAUACCGGGUGAAGACUUUUGGAUACGUGUUCGCACGAACUAUGUGUCGGUGUGCGAGCUGCUGGACGAUGUCGAUCGCGUCAUCUCGUGGACGAUGCUGAUCUCUUGCGCCACCAACCUAUACUACAUCUGUCUCCAGAUACUGCACGUCUCCAAGAAGCUGGCUAACACGAUCGAGGAUGCUUACUAUUGGUUUUCGCUGGUGUUUCUGAUCGUACGCACUGUGAUCGUGUUCCUGUCGGCGGCCCACAUACACGACUGUGCCAAGAAGCCGUUGGAGAUCAUUAUGAAAAUUCCCAACGUUGGUUGGUGCGUUGAGCUUGAACGAUUCUCGACACAACUGAAAAGCGAAAAGGUAGCCCUCUCGGGAAUGGGAUUUUUCAGUCUCACGCGUCAACUGCUGUUUUCGAUGGCUGGCACUAUUGUGACGUACGAGUUGGUGAUGCUAAAGUUUGACGAAGAAUCCGAAAGCAAGGGCAACAUUCCACUGUGCACCAAGUUUGCGUUCGAAAAGUUAUGAAUUAAAUCGAAUAAAAUCUUUCAAAACUAUCGUUCAACGCGUUGGAAAGCAGCGCGUUGAUUGAUUUGUUGUAUACCGAGUUCAUUAGUGUCGAUUGGAAGAUGUG
Molecule: messenger RNA, 1597 nt
Organism: Anopheles stephensi (Asian malaria mosquito)
Lineage: Eukaryota; Metazoa; Arthropoda; Insecta; Diptera; Culicidae
Product: gustatory receptor for sugar taste 64a-like
Exons: 7
Coding region: 181-1491 (436 amino acids)
Biological process (GO): sensory perception of sweet taste; detection of chemical stimulus involved in sensory perception of taste
Cellular component (GO): membrane
Molecular function (GO): sweet taste receptor activity
Source: RefSeq, a predicted model, not a curated record